CAUUGUCAAAUGCGUUGUUUGUAAAUAAUUUUUAAUAAAUCGAUUUUGCAGAAAUAGAGUAAAAAAAUGGAUAUACUUAAAGCAGAAAUUGCACGUAAACGCAAGUUGCUCGAAGAAAAACAAUUAAUUGAUAAUAAAAAGAAGUUUUUUCAACGCCGUGACUUAAUAGCAAAAGAUCAGGAAGAAAUUUUGCAAAAAGUUGGCUACAAAACGCAGGAGAGCACGGAAGCAGAGGACCAUUCAGAGGAAGGUGGCUAUCAUUACGUUUCGGAUGGACAAAAUAUAUUAGCGCGAACUGAAGUUGUAAGGCGUUUGCGUGAUCGUUCUGAGCCCAUAUUACUCUUUGGCGAAACAGAAAUUGACUCCUUCAAUAGACUGCGUCAGUGUGAGAUAACUCAACCUGAAAGUAACCGUGGUUUCCGUAACGAUUUUCAAGAAGCUAUGGAACAAGUUGAUCAAGCAUAUUUGCAAGAAAUGUUUGCCAAUACACCUACAGCAAAAGAAGAAAAGCAAUCUGAUGUAACAGAAUUAGACGAAUCUGUCACUUGGGAAACCAUACAAACAAUGGCGCAAAAAAUGGGACGUGGUAGUAAGGAUUAUGAUAUGGAUGUUAUAAUCACUUUGUUAAUAUUUCUACUCAAGCUGUGGAACGAUCAAAUCGCCUCCUAUUCAAAACAAGAAAAAAUGUCCACAAAAGUUAAAAUGGCGCGUGUUAUUUACACACAAACUAAGGAGUACGUGAAGCCACUGUUCCGUAAAUUGAAACAUCAUACAUUGCCCGAAGAUAUUUUAGACAGUUUGCGUGAUAUAUGCAAGCAUCUACUCAAUCGCAAUUAUAUUUCUGCUAGUGACGCGUACUUGGAGAUGGCCAUUGGGAAUGCUCCUUGGCCCAUUGGUGUUACUAUGGUUGGCAUUCACGCCCGUACAGGACGCGAAAAAAUUUUCUCAAAAAAUGUGGCGCACGUAAUGAAUGAUGAAACGCAGCGAAAGUACAUACAAGGCUUGAAACGUUUGAUGACAAAGUGCCAAGAAUACUUUCCCACAGAUCCCUCCAAGUGUGUGGAGUACGUUAGCCGAAAAGAUCGUGAAUAAAAUUUUUAAUUUUUAAGCUUAUUUUGUAUUUUAAUUGUUUAAAUGUUUAGGUUAAUUUUAAUAAACUUAUCGUAUUACAAAGAAUAA
Messenger RNA from Teleopsis dalmanni, 1179 nucleotides. Its product is annotated as pre-mRNA-splicing factor 18-like. The coding region runs from base 67 to 1092 and encodes 341 amino acids. Gene Ontology annotation, cellular component: U5 snRNP; U4/U6 x U5 tri-snRNP complex; U2-type post-spliceosomal complex. Gene Ontology annotation, biological process: RNA splicing; generation of catalytic spliceosome for second transesterification step. The record is from RefSeq and is a predicted model, not a curated record. The transcript has a single exon. Lineage: Eukaryota; Metazoa; Arthropoda; Insecta; Diptera; Diopsidae.